Pimephales promelas (fathead minnow) is the source of this 3521-nucleotide messenger RNA. NCBI's taxonomy places the organism in Eukaryota, Metazoa, Chordata, Actinopteri, Cypriniformes, Leuciscidae. The record is from RefSeq and is a predicted model, not a curated record.
AGAGAGAGAGAGAGAGAGAGAGAGAGUCGCGGGAGGGAAAGUGACUCGCGCUUCAGACUGUCAGACUCGCAGGUGAUGCUGGUGGUGAUGGAGCUCGCGCGGAUCCUCGGAGUCACGGCGCUUCUGCUUUGGGUCUCGGCGCCGGUGUGUGUGUGUGAGGAGCGGACCGUGCGGUUUCAGAUCCGCGAGGAGCUUCUGCCGCCGACCCUCAUCGGGACUCUCUCCGGCAACGCGAGCCGGAGCCCCGGGGUCCGCUUCAAGCUGAUGAGCCCGUCCACUGGCUCCUUCCUCCGGUUCCGGGAGAGCGACGGGCGGCUGACGCUCGAGGAGCGCAUCGAUCGCGAGCGCGUCUGCAAGCGCAACCCGCGCUGCGUCAUCGCGUUUGAUGUCGCGUUCGUGUCCGCCGCGCAGUUCGAGCUGUUUCACGUUGAGGUGGAAGUGCUGGACGUGAACGACAACUCUCCAGUGUUCCCGCGCGCGGAGUGCACGGUGGAGAUCUCCGAGAGCGCGCCGCUGGGAACGCGCGUCGCGUUGGACGCCGCCGAGGACGCGGAUGUGGGAUCGAACUCAAUCCAACGCUACGACCUGAGUGAAAACACGCACUUCAGCGUUGAAGUCAUAACGCGCGUUGAUGGAGUUAAAUAUGCGGAGCUUGUGCUCGUCAAACCGCUGGAUCGAGAAUCCCGCGCUUUUUACGCGCUUAAACUCGUCGCGGCAGACGGCGGGAAUCCUCAGAGAACUGGCGCGACUAACGUAACCGUCAAAGUGAAGGAUUCAAACGACAACAGCCCGCGGUUUGAGCUCAGCCGUUACACCGUGGAUGUACCAGAGGACAGCGUUCCCGAAUCCCUACUUCUAAAUCUCAACGCGGAAGACCCGGAUGAGGGUCUAAACGGACAAGUUGUGUAUGAAUUUGGCAAACAAGUCCCAACAAAGAUCAGAAAGCUGUUUAAAUUGGAUUAUAACACUGGAUAUUUAACUUUACAAAGCCCUGUGGACUACGAAGAUGAAACGGUGUAUGAAAUCGACGUGCAAGCAAGUGAUUUAGGGAACAAUCCGGUUCCGUCAGUGUGUAAAAUCAUCAUUAACAUCCGAGAUGUGAACGAUAACCCUCCGGAUAUCAUCCUCACGUCCAUCGCGACGGUUACCGACGGGGUCGCGUGCAUCAGUGAAGCCACAGGUACAGAUAUUCUAGUGGCUCUGAUUAGCAUUAAAGACCGGGACAGCGGCGUGAACGCGCAGGUCAGCUGCUCUCUGAACGGUGGACACGGGAACUUUCGGCUCAAACGCGCGUAUGAGGGAAGCUACACGAUCGUCACGAUGGCACCUUUGGAUCGGGAACAGAUUGCGGAGUAUAAUCUAACCGUAGUGGCGGAGGACUUUGGCGUUCCGCCGCUACGCACCGUUACUCAUUACAUUAUACGGCUUACGGAUGUCAACGAUAAUGCGCCGGUAUUCAGUGCUAAGAUAUACGAAGGUUUCAUUGAGGAGAAUCAACUUCCAGGAACGUACAUCACAACGAUUCUGGCCAGCGAUCAGGAUUCCGGGUUGAACGGGGAAAUAACCUACGAGCUUCUCGACGCGGACACGAAUACCGUUUCCCGGUUCGCCAUCAUGAAUCAAGCGGGAAACGUGUAUGCGCUGCAAAGCUUCAAUCACGAGGUGACGCAGAGGCUGGAUCUGCGUGUGCACGCGAGCGACAGAGGAUGGCCGCAGCUACACAACAACGCCGUUCUCGUAAUCAAUAUAGUUGAUCAGAACGACAACGCGCCGGUUAUAACGCAGCCACCGCUUCUCAAUAACGGAUCCGCGGAGAUUGCGCUGCCCAGAGACGCGCCGGUCGGGUACAUCGUGACCCGAAUCACCGCUAAAGACCCAGACGCCGGUCUGAACGCAGAACUCACUUAUAAACUUUACGACGGAGGGGAUGUCGGUUUCGCGAUUGAUCCGAAUACUGGAGAAAUAUAUAUAAGUCGCAAAAUCUCUUACGAUGAGUUCGACAUGUGGAGAGUCGUAGUGACGGUUAACGAUAACGGUCACCCGGCGCAGACCUCGACGGCCACCGUUCACUUCACCCUAACCGAGUCCACGCCCGCCAACGGGAACUUCUACGAGGAGCGGGAGGAUGGUGGACCGGAUCAGUGGACGCUGGUUCUGAUCUCGGGCCUCACGAGCUCCUCGCUGCUGUUUCUGGCGGUUUUGUCAUAUCUACUGUGUAAAAGUCGCAAAAACGUUCAGAAGCGAUGCGCUGAUCUCCCACACUCGGUGGAUGUUCCAUACGCGACUGACACCAACACCGUCUCUAUCAUCUCCAACCGGACCCCGAGUGUGUUCGACACACACACUCACACACACGUGCUUCACUCCGGCUCUCCGGAGAAACUCCACAACAGUGUUCAGGUGACCGGGGAAGUGUUCACCGACACCACACACACCUUCAAGAGCUCCUACAGGAGCGUGGUGGGGGACAUUGAUGGAUACUCCACUCUCCCGGGAUACGGCAGGGACGGCGCUCGGCCAAUCACAGUGUGGAAGGGAAAUUCCAUGAUGACCAUCGCCGUCAGAGAUCCUCAGAUCAGCGGGAAAGACAGCGGGAAAGGAGACAGUGACGUCAAUGACAGCGAUUCUGACAUCAGUGAAGGACUCAAGAAGGACUACACCUCGUAUAAAGGUCUGUGGGCCUGUACCAGUGAAUGCAGGAUCCUGGGCCACUCGGACCGGUGCUGGAGCCCGUCGGCCAGCAGAACCAGCGGGAACAUGAGGCACCUCUCCACCUUCACGAGGACCAGGACCUCGGACACACACACCCCCAGAGGCUCGGACACACACACGCCCAGGAGCUCCGACACACACACGCCCAGGAGCUCCGACACACACACGCCCAGGACCUCGGACACACACACCCCCAGAGGCUCGGACACACACACGCCCAGGAGCUCGGACACACACACGCCCAGGAGCGUGGCCUUACACAGCCUCACAGGAGACCAGCAGAGUCAGUGCGAUUACAUACACAUCUGCUCUCCACAGUCUCAGAGACAGAGACGAGACGCUGAGGACACACACCUGUUCACACACUCCACCAAACCCAUCACACACACAGAUUCACAGUCCCAGAGGAGACGAGACACUGAGGACACACACACACACUCCACCAAACCCAUCAACACACACAGUCCCGCCAGAUUCACAGACUCAGCCUGAGGCAGAACCUCAUCCUCGUGACAAAAAGUCCAAAUGUUGAGAUAUAAACUCAGAAUUACAGGAUAAAAAAAAGUCAAAUUUGCUGUACAUACUUUAUCUUUGACUGCAUUGGUGUUUUGUACAUACAACAUAUAUAUUUUUUAACAAUAUUACCUGUUUUGUCUCAUGCAUGUUUUGGAUGAUUAUAAUGUGAUUGUGUAUAACGUCACUUUGGUCGCACUGUAGCACAUGAAAUGUGAUUUUUUAAAGCUGCAAAUGUUAGUACUUUUAUAACAUUUACUUAAAAAACAUGAUGAAUAAAAUAAGUUAUGAUCAAA